Messenger RNA from Pygocentrus nattereri (red-bellied piranha), 2819 nucleotides. RefSeq names its product zinc finger protein 277 (gene znf277). Lineage: Eukaryota; Metazoa; Chordata; Actinopteri; Characiformes; Serrasalmidae. Bases 46 to 1371 code for a protein of 441 amino acids. The record is from RefSeq and is a predicted model, not a curated record. The transcript is spliced from 12 exons.
GGUCAGUGUUCGGUUGAGAACGUCACGUGACUUGGUUACUCGGCGAUGGCUGCCCUGAAGGAGAGCGCAGAGUUAGCAGGUGGGCAGGAUUGUAUUUUGGAGCCAUUGUGCUUUCCUGAGCAGCUGAGUGAUAGCGUUAGCCUAGCCUCCUCUGAUGAUUGCUGUCUGGUGAGCUGUGUGUUUUGCUCACACUUGGCUCCUCUCUCUGAUAAGGACCAGCUCCUCAAGCACCUGGUGCUGGACCACAAACUGGUCAUCGCUGACAUCAAACUCAUCGCUGAUUUCCCAAAGUACAUGCUUUAUUGGAAAAAAAGGUUUACAGAGCAACCCAUCACAGACUUCUGCAGUGUCAUCAAGACCAACUCUGAGGGACCCGCUGAGCUGCAGGAGAACUACUUCCUCCUGUGUGACGUUCUGCCUGAGGACCGCAUCCUUCGAGAACAGCUACAGCAGAAACGACUGGAGGAGGUUCUUGAACAGCAGCAGAAGGAAAGAAAUGACACUAGUUUCCAACGUACCUGCAUGUUCUGUAAUGAGGACUUUACCGGAAACAGGUCAGUGCUGCUCAACCACAUGGCCAGAGAGCACUCUUUCAGCAUCGGCCUGCCUGACAACAUUGUCUACUGCACAGAGUUCCUCGAUGCGCUGGAGAGGAAGCUGGACAACAUGCAGUGUUUCUACUGUGAGAAGAUAUUUCGAGACAAGACAACCUUGAAAGAUCACAUGCGGAAAAAGCAACACAGAAGGAUAAACGCCAACAACCAUGACUAUGAUCGCUUCUAUGUCAUCAAUUACUUGGAGCUGGGAAAGACCUGGGAGGAAGUGCUAUCUGAGGAUGACCGAGAGCUGCUCAAGGAUGAUGAUGACAGUGAUUGGUCAGACUGGCAGGCUCACCCAGUGUGUGCUGUGUGUUUGUUCUGCGAGCAGCAAGAGGAAAAUAUGGAGAAGAUCUGCACACACAUGCAGGAGGCUCACAAGUUUGAUCUCCACAAAUUAAAAACAGAGCUCAAUCUAAAGUUUUACCAGCAAGUCAAACUAGUGAACUACAUCCGGCGUGAGCUCCAUCAGUGCCGUUGCUACGGAUGCCAGAAGAAGUUGGAAACCAAAGAGGAAGUUGUUCAGCACAUGAUGGAGGCAGGUCAUGUGAUGCAGAUUCCAGAGAUAUCACACUGGGACCAACCACAGUACUAUUUCCCUACAUAUGAGAACGAUGCCCUCCUAACAGCCCUGUCGGACAGUGAGAGUGAGUCUGAAGGAGCUGACCACAGCUCUGAUGUCCCAGUGUUUCCUGAGGACAUCUCUAACCUGAAAGCCAUAAAGCAGAACAGUGUGCUGAACAAGCUCCUCAAGGACCGAGGCAGCUCCAGCUGAAGCCACCGAGCCACGUUCACACAGACUUUUCAGAGUGGAAAGCUGCAGGUCGUUCAUUUGCAAUGGAAAGUGCUCUUUCUGAUGCAUAUUGGAGCCUGUUGCACAACUGCACUAUGAUUCAUUUAUACAGAGCCUCUAUUGAUGUUGCUGUAAACUGAAAGUAAGGGAGUGUUAUUUAUGCUAAUGUUAGCUGGUAUCUUGCUUGCUAAGUGGCACUUUUGGCAAGCAGGUGCAAAAAGCUACAUUAACAAAACAUCAGACUUGAUGACAAAAACUGCUGCACAAGAACUGUUGUGCUUUCUGAAGACCGCCUACGUCCAUGUUCCAAAAGGAUUUGCUAACUUUUGAUGCGAUUCAGAUUAAAAAAACUCAAAAUAAUAGAAAUUUUUCUGUAUUGAUUGACAUUUAAUACAAAAUAUUAUGUUAAUUUUUCCUCAAUUUUCACCUCCUUCUGAAUUACGCAUGGCACCAUGACUGACCUGCCUGUUUGGAUCUCCAAGCUCUCUCAGUAUAUUUAUGAUAAAAUGUAAUCAUUGAAUUUAAUUGGGAGUGUAAUUAAAACUUCUCACAGAUAUUUUAAUUAUGUUAUCAAAUUGAUCUUACUUUAAAUAUUAUUAUUGUUUUGGAUGCACAACUUUUGAGAGAAAUAGGUAAAUAUAACUGAAAUACACAGCCAUCCCUGUAAUAUAUGAAUUUCCUUUCUUCAAAUUAUAGUUGAAGGGGAAUUCUACCGAUAUUUUCUGCAUAAUUAAAUUGUACAAAUAUAAACAAAGUCAGUCAGAAUUGUUCACAGUGGUGAUGAUAGGAACCAGAUGUCUAAAGAAUGCCUCUAAAAGCUCCCUUACAGAAAGUUGUUACAUGCAAUGGUAGUGGAUAUGCUGCCUUAUCCCUAAACAUUGAGUGUGUUUACAUGCGCACGAUCAUGUAAACAGUAUACUCCAGUUUCUUAGACCGGAGUAAGGCCUAGAAAUCCGAUUAAGAAAUCUGAUAAAGAGAGCUGGAUUUUAUCUUAGGAAUCAAAUUUCUUAGUGCAAAAAAAAAAAAAAGCCACAGCAUGAAGUUUGAGUUGUAUGUUACGUUUAUGCCACGUCUUUGCCUGACUCAUGUAGACCCGGAGUUUCCACAUCAUCUGAUUACUCAAGUGCAUGUAAGCGCAUUGAUUGGAUUACUGACAAAAUCAGAUUUUCUGCAGUUAUUAGAUUAUUAAGUGUAUGUAAACACACUCAUUGUUUCACAUGUCUAAACUUUGUUUUUAAAGGUUUUGGCCUAAACUUAUUUUGAAAAGCCAUUUAUGCUGGAGAGGUGCAUAUAGAGCAUUGUAAUGUCAAACAGUCCUCAUAUAAAACUAAUUAUUUGUAUAUACAACUGUGUUACCAUAAUUGGUAUUACAUAUUAAAAGUCCGAUUCACUCAUCAUUUUGGAUAGUAAAUAAAAUGGCUACAUUUGCA